UGCCUCCAGGCCUGCGUUUCCGCAUUUCCCUAAAAUUCAGCCCUAUCCUGCGCAUUUCCAAUGUAAAGUGACACCGGGUCCAUAGGAAGAAGAAGUUCGAGAAGCCGUCCGUCCACCGCACAUUACCACGUCUACACUGUUGUGCGCGUGAGUGUUUGAUAAACUCUGCUGCAGACUGAGCAGGAGAGGUGCAAGCAGUUUCUUCAUUGGAACAUUGACGGAAGAUGACACGGUUAACGGUCCAAAUGAUUUUCCUGGCUAUACUUGUAACUUUUGUGGCGUGCAACGCGCCACCAGUACCGUUAGAUGACAUCGCGAUAGAGAAAACGUUCACCCCGGAGCGAUGCGACCGGACGGUGAAACCGGGAGACUUUGUUCGAUAUCAUUAUAUCGGCAUGUUUCCCGAUGGAAAGAAGUUUGAUUCUAGUUAUGACCGUGGCACAACCUAUAACGUUGUUGUUGGCCGGAAGAAGUUGAUCGCUGGAAUGGACAAAGCUUUGGUGGGCAUGUGUGUCAAUGAAAGAUGGAUGAUCAAAGUCCCUGCGGAGCUCGCCUAUGGAAAGAAUGGCUAUGGUGACAUAAUUCCCCCAGACUCUGUCCUCCACUUUGAUGUGUUAAUGUUGGACAUUUGGAAUAAAGAGGAUAAGGUGCAGAUACAAACCUACUAUAAACCAGAGGAGUGCACCCGCACGGUGCAAGUCUCUGAUUAUGUCCGUUACCACUACAAUGGUACUCUACUCGAUGGCACACUUUUUGACUCCAGUCACACACGAAUGCGCACCUAUGACACUUACGUGGGUAUCGGGUGGCUCAUUGCGGGAAUGGACCAGGGACUUCUGGGAAUGUGUGUGGGAGAAAAACGCAUCAUCACCAUGCCACCUUUCCUUGGCUAUGGAGAAAAUGGGGAUGGAAGUGACAUCCCUGGACAGGCCUCUCUGGUAUUUGAUGUGAUUCUGUUGGACCUUCAUAACCCUAAAGAUGAAGUCACAGUAACGGUACAAUCGCUUCCGGAUCCCUGUCCACGCAAGAGCAAAACUGGAGACUUCAUGCGUUACCAUUAUAAUGGAACAUUGUUGGACGGGACAUUCUUUGACUCCAGUUACUCGAGGAAUCAGACAUAUGACACAUACAUUGGGAAAGGCUACGUGAUCGCAGGAAUGGAUCAUGGUCUUAUGAAUGUGUGUAUUGGAGAGCGGAGAAGAAUUACCAUCCCACCGCACCUGGGAUAUGGUGAAGAAGGCACAGGAACUAAAAUCCCUGGCUCAGCUGUGCUGGUGUUUGAUGUCCAUAUUAUUGAUUUCCACAAUCCAUCUGACAAAGUUGAGGUCACCAGUGAAAAGCCUGAAAAUUGCACCUACAAAGCAAAAAAGGGUGACUUUGUAAAAUACCACUACAAUGCCACACUCAUGGAUGGCACUCACAUAGGCUCCACGCACAGCUUUGGUAAGACGUACAAUGUGAUUCUGGGUAAUGGACAGGUGGUCAUAGGCAUGGACGAGGGACUUAUGGGAAUGUGUGUUGGAGAGAAACGCAGGCUAGUUAUUCCACCUCACCUUGCCUAUGGAGAGAGGGGAGUAGAUGGCGAGGUCCCUGGCAGUGCUGUGCUUGUGUUUGAUGUUGAGAUGAUCGACCUGGAGGAGGGCCUUCCUGACGGCUACAUGUUUGUGUGGAACAGUGAAGUCUCACCAGACCUUUUCAGUGUAAUGGAUAAGAACAAAGACAAAGAGGUGGACCGUACCGAGUUUUCCGAAUACAUCCUUCAGCAGGUGGCAGAGGGCAAAGGUCGACUCGCGCCAGGUUUUGAACAACCACGCAUAAUCGAUAAUAUGUAUGAUAACCAAGAUCGCAACAAAGACGGACGAAUCACAGAGGACGAGUUUAAACUCAAGGCAGAUGAAGCAGCCACUCAUGAUGAGUUAUGAGGAGAGACUCAGGGAUGGUGGGUCGUGAUUGGUUGUGUGGUUAACUAUUAUAAUUAGCGGGAGAGGAUUAAUGAUGUCGGAUUUACAAGUGAAGUUUCACUCAGUGUUGUUGAUGAGAAGUGUGCAUGUGUGGAUGUGCUUAAUUGUGUUAAUGUAUGAUUUUUUAUUUGUCUGUUUGAAUGUGUACAGCUUUGGAUUGACGCAAAUGUGGAAAACAAUACUUUGUAAAAAAAUCCCUUAAAAUAAACACAUUCCAACCCCAA
Messenger RNA from Paramisgurnus dabryanus, 2185 nucleotides. RefSeq names its product FKBP prolyl isomerase 9 (gene fkbp9). Gene Ontology annotation, molecular function: peptidyl-prolyl cis-trans isomerase activity; calcium ion binding. Lineage: Eukaryota; Metazoa; Chordata; Actinopteri; Cypriniformes; Cobitidae. The record is from RefSeq and is a predicted model, not a curated record. Gene Ontology annotation, cellular component: endoplasmic reticulum.